GGCUGCCAAAGUGCCAGUCCAGAGUUCCCCGUCGCUGCGUUCAGGCAGCCGCCGGCAACCAGUGAAUGCGUCCGCGUCCCAUCGCGCAGAAGGAAGCAGAGACCAGCGUCCGGCCGCCACCUCCCUACCCGACCUCUCCCCCCCAUCGGCGGCAGCCACUCGCUCGCCGUCGCCGGCGCGGCGCCACCGCUGUCGCAGCCCACUCCCGCCCAGCGUUGCCGCAAGCAGAGGAGGAGCGCCAACGCGUCUGGCGAUACUUCCUAUGCGCCACCGUCGCCAGCGAAUCACACGGCAGCAGUAGCGCGAGGGAGGAUCAGAGGCAGUCUCUCAGGCCGAAAGAUUCGGAUCGAUGGAGAUCCGCGCCCGAGCGCCCGGCAAGAUCAUCCUCGCCGGGGAGCACGCCGUCGUCCACGGCUCCGCCGCCGUCGCCGCCGCCAUCGACCUCUACACGCAGUCCUCCCUCCACCUGCCCCUACCAGGGGAGGACGGCGCCGGCGAAGUGGAGGUUGAUCUGACGGACUCGGGCCUCGCCUUCUCCUGGCCAUGCUCGCGCCUCCUCGAGGCGCUGGGGGAAACCUGCCGCAAGGCGGAGCUGCAGGCCCCGAGGCCCUGCUCCCCGGAGGAGCUGGCCGCCAUUGCCAGGCUCGUGGAGCUGCACGAGAUACCCGAGGCCAAGAUCUGGCUUUCCGCCGGCCUCUCCGCGUUCCUUUACCUCUACACCUCCAUCCUGGGGUGUAGGCCUGGGAAGGUCGUGGUGAGCUCGGGCCUGCCGAUGGGCGCCGGGCUUGGUUCAUCGGCUGCAUUCUCUGUGUCCUUGUCAGGCGCGCUGUUGAUGGCGGCGGGCGUGGUUUGUGCUGAGGGUGCCGUCGCCGGAACAGAGUGGCAGUUGUUGGGGAAGGAUCAUCUUGAGCUGGUUAACACGUGGGCGUUCCAAGGGGAAAAGAUUAUUCAUGGCAAGCCUUCUGGCAUUGACAACGCUGUCAGCACUUUUGGAAGCAUGAUCAAAUUCAAGAAGGGAGAAUUGACGAACCUCAAAUCUGGCAAUCCAGUCAAAAUGCUCAUUACUGAUACAAGGGUUGGUAGGAACACCAAGGCUCUGGUUGCUGGUGUGUCUGAAAGAGCAUCUAGGCACCCCGAUGCUAUGGCUUCCGUUUUCCAUGCAGUGGACACUAUAAGUGAAGAGCUUUCCAGCAUUGUCGAGCUAGCUGCUACUGAUGAGAUAGCCAUGACCUCAAAGGAAGAAAAGCUAGCAGAACUCAUGGAGAUGAACCAAGGUUUGCUCCAGUGCAUGGGAGUCAGCCAUUCUUCUAUAGAAACCGUGUUGCGCUCGACAUUGAAAUAUAACUUGGUCUCAAAGCUCACCGGAGCUGGUGGUGGAGGCUGUGUUUUGACGUUGAUACCAACUCUGUUGUCCAAGUUAGUUUUGGAGAAGGUCACCACUGAGCUAGAAUCGCAUGGUUUCCGCUGCUUCAAAGUCGAGGUUGGUGGACAAGGGCUUCAGCUUCACCAAGGAUAAGACGGUCCUCCUCCUGCUUCAGUGGAGAUGUUGUACACUAUUUUUAGGUUUUGCUUGACCUAUUGAGAUCAUGGCAUUCUUCCUAUUUUGUGCCUAGCAGAUCACUCACUGUAUCAUCAAUAAGCUGCUUUUCAGUCGGAUGAUUGUUGUUGUAUCAAAUCAAUAAAAAAUGUCACAUAGAUGGGGUUGGAAUAUUUGAGAUACCAGGUUGCAUCUCAUUCUCAUCUGUUGUAUCAUUACCAAAGCUGUAUACAGUUGAGCCAUUGGAGUAA
Hordeum vulgare subsp. vulgare (domesticated barley) is the source of this 1788-nucleotide messenger RNA. RefSeq names its product mevalonate kinase. The coding region runs from base 350 to 1516 and encodes 388 amino acids. Gene Ontology annotation, cellular component: cytoplasm. Lineage: Eukaryota; Viridiplantae; Streptophyta; Magnoliopsida; Poales; Poaceae. Gene Ontology annotation, biological process: isoprenoid biosynthetic process. The transcript has 5 exons. Gene Ontology annotation, molecular function: ATP binding; mevalonate kinase activity. The record is from RefSeq and is a predicted model, not a curated record.